GCACUGAAGCAUGUUGCUUGUGCUGCUGUUCUGGAUCGGGCUCGCUGGGACCCAGCAGGUCCAGCACCACAGCUCCACCGGAACAGAUCGGCGGGUGGAGCCGUGCUUUGUGGAUGAUGCGGUGGCAGCGCUGCGUGAAGCGCUGCAGACUGACGGAGCGCUCUCCAACAGCAGCCUCACCCUGUUUGGAGCCUGCAGAGCGCCGGAUCCUUCCUCCCGCUCCACCUUGUUGGUGCUUUCAGAGGAGAGGCGGAGAUGGCCAGAUGGAGGUCUGAAGGUCCGGCAACCAGCUGCAGUGUUUGCAACAGAGGAGCGAGGGGUCGUCACCCUGACCUUUGACCUCCCAGCAUCCUCUUUGCUGGAGAUGAACUUGCUGCUGCUGCUGCUGGCCUUUGAAAGCCCCGCCGCUGCUGGAGACCUGGAGGUCACGUUCAGCAGCCGCUUUCUGCUGCCACACUCACAGGUGAAGAAGAAACAGCGGCGCUUUUGGAAAGAAAGCCGUUCUAAAUACAAUUCAACCCCUGUAUGGGAUUUCAAAUGAGAUGUUUUUAAGAGGUUCUGAUCCCUCUCUGGUUGUGCUCCGUUUUACCUUCAUUGUUCUGAUCUGUGAUCCUAAUGGAUGCUCUUGUCUGUAGUCUGCUUGUAUCUCAGAAGGAACCCUCUAUGUUCUCCUGAUGGGCAGAUCUUCCAGCAGCAGCUCUCAGCACAGAUGGACAAUCAGCGCUGAAGCAAAAUCACCAAGAAUGAGUAAACUGGUUUUAAAUGAUUAUACUGGAUUCACAUGAGUAAACUGGUUUUAAAUGAGUAAACAGGUUUUAAAUGAUUAUACUGGAUUCACUGGAUUUUUAUUUUUCCACUUUUGUUUGCACAGGAAUAAGGUUUCACACAUUUCUCUUCGUUUCAGACCAAAACCUGAUAGACGCCAUCAUUGGUGGGAAACCUGGAGGUCCGGUUGGCGUGACGCCACUUCUGCUUUUCACAGGAGAGGAAGGAAUCAAUGGCAGGUUUGCUCCCAUUUUGGUUUUCCUUCUUUCCAAGCGGAUGUUGUGGACUUCAGACGCGCCUUCUGUUUCAGCCGUCCAGCUGCCUUUGGUUCCUCCGGGGUUCCUGUGCAGACCUCAUUCGUCUGUGAACUGAGGAGGUUCCUGGAGGGCGUCCUGCCUCAGGACCAGGACAAACAGCCACUGCUCCAGCUGGACUCCCUCCAGGCCCUGCCCCCCCUUCCCCUGGGCUUGUCCUCCAGUGAGACCCUGCUGGCGGCGCUUAUUAAUUCUUCUGCUCCAACUAUCUUCUACUUCAACAACUGGGGCUCCAAGUCUCAGGGCCUCCGGGGACAGCUGAUCCUGUCUCCUGCGCUGUUGGUGGAGCUCAGGCUCAGGCUGGAGCAGAGCGAGAUGCUCAUUCUGGAUCUGGCAGAGCAGGAAACGGUUUCUCCCAGAACCACGGCCCGACUGGAAAGGCUGAAGGACCUCAGUGCUUCUCAGCAGAUGGAAGCAGCGGAGAGUCACUUCUGUGCCUUUCUUCUGCUGAAGGCGCUGAAGACGGUGGCGCAUGCGUACGACAUGACCAGGCGACUGCGGAGCACCAGGGCGGGUCCCGACAGCCCGCCCAAGGGCAACAUCUGUGGGCUGAGGAGCCUCACCGUGUCCUUUGAGAAGCUUCUUCUGGGUCCGCAGAGCGCCAACAUCAACAACUGCCGCGGGGUGUGCUCCUUCCCUCUGAUCAACGGCAACAACCACGCCAUCCUGCUCACCUCGCACACGGAGAGCGUGGCGGAAGAGCGCGCGCCCUGCUGCGUGCCCGUGGCCUAUGACCCCCUGGAGGUCUUGGACUGGAAUGAUGAAGGCUCCUUCCUGUCCAUCAAGCCGGACAUGAUCGCGCGGGAGUGUGGCUGCCGCUGAGCCCCCCCUCUGUGAGAAGGGGGAGUCAUACCUACUUUGUUCUGAGGUUCUGAUUCUAUUCAGCGUCACACAUCCGUUCACUGUUAAAGUUGUGAAUCCAGUUUUCUGACGUUCUCGUGGAACCAAAUGAGAGUCGGAUGUUUCCAUGUGUUUCUGCGUGUAUAUUUAUCCACACAUAUAUAUGUAUGUGUGUGUGUGUGUGGGGGGGGGGGGGGGGGUAUCUGACUAUGCACUCAGAGAGGGAACAGGACUAGGGCAUGGGGAUUUAAGAUGUUUCUUUUUUCCAUUUUUUUUCUCUCUUGUCCUGUUUUUCCUCCAAAGCUCGUGUCAGAAAUAAAACAUCACAACCAAAGAACUCAGACCAGAACUCAAUUCUAGGUUUUUCACUGAAGACACAAAAUCCAAUAUUAAAUGAAAGAUCGAUUCAUUC
Molecule: messenger RNA, 2331 nt
Organism: Oryzias latipes (Japanese medaka)
Lineage: Eukaryota; Metazoa; Chordata; Actinopteri; Beloniformes; Adrianichthyidae
Source: RefSeq